Messenger RNA from Pantherophis guttatus, 1557 nucleotides. Lineage: Eukaryota; Metazoa; Chordata; Lepidosauria; Squamata; Colubridae. The record is from RefSeq and is a predicted model, not a curated record.
UGGGCGGAGCUGAGGUCUCCUUGAGUCCCCGUGCCGCGGCCUAGUCAGUUUGACCCGGCCUCGGGCGCCAUGGGCGGCGGUGAGAGCGUUCCCCGGAGGGUCACCUUCGAGGCGGACGAAAACGACAACAUCACGGUGGUGAAGGGCAUCCGGCUCUCCGAAAAUGUCAUCGAGCGGAUGAAAGAGCCGUCUUCCCCCGGCGGAAAGUCUCAGAAGAAAUUCGGGUCUAGCAAUCAUACCUCCAUCGGUGGAGCUGCAGUCAAUGAAGAAGAACUAAAGAAAAGAAUAGCUGAAGAAUUGGCCUUGGAACAAGCUAGGCGAGAGGCUGAAGCUCAGAAAAGAUCAAAACAAAACCAAUUGUCCCUCCAAGAUGAAGUGGCUAAAGCCCUUGACCGGGAGAGGACUGCGUCCAGCGAGCAUUUGGCUAGGGCUGUUCUGCGCGAGAGAGUUUCAGCCGAAGAUGAACGCAUGAAGACACAGCUACUGGAAAUGGAAUGCAAGGCCAAACAGCUAGAAGAAAAGGAAAAGGAGCUGAAGAAGCACGAGACUUACUACAAGGAGCAGCUGAACCGCCUGGAAGAGAGGAGCUCACAAUUCUACAAAGUCACCACAGAACAAUACGAGAAAGCUGUGAACGAGGUCAAAUCCCGAUUCAAGCGAUACAAGGCUGACCCCGUGUGUGUCGAUCUCCAGAACCAGAUCUUCCAGUGCUAUCAGCUGAACCCAAAGGAGACCCUCAGCUGCUCAGCUUUGGCCGCCGAAUACUUCAAGUGUGUCCAGCACGCUCGGCAGUGCAAUGCUGGCCGGGGAGGCUAACAUCUGCAGCGCACGGAGCAUCCUUCCCUCCGCUCCAAUUCUAGCAGCUGGAAGGAUGGGGAGGCGAGGCGGGUUAUUCCGGAACGAUCCAGCACCCCGUUUACAGCACAGGCGGAAAGUGCACCAUCUCCAGAAGACCCAGAUCGACAGUCGCGGGCACGGCGGCUUCGGCAUCACCGCCACCACGUUCAUCUCAUUAGGCUAGGAACGACAUAACGCAUAACCCACUUAGUAGUAAUUGAAGGGAAGAGAAGAUCAAACCUCACCUGGCCAUUAGGACAGAGGUGUCCAGCCUCGGUAACUUUAAUACCUGUGGACUUCAAUUCCCAGAAUUCCCCAGCCAGCCAUGCUGGCUGGGGAAUUCUGGGAGUUGAAGUCCACAAAUUUUAAAAUUGACAAAGUUGGAUACCCCUGCCUUAGGAAAAGAUCUCUCCCCCCGCCCUAAAAUCUCGUACUUUUCAUUGCACCUACCCACCUUCCAAAUUUCCAUAGCGUCCUUUUGCAUCAUGGCGGAAAGGUGCGGUUUAAUUUAUUGCCGGACGACCGUCUUUGUCGCUCCGAAUCUCGGUCUUGCGCUGGGGAUCGUGUCUCCGAAACCUCCGCGGCGCAGAAAGUCCCUUGAUUUUGCAAAUCAUGAUUAAGGCGGCUGGUUACAUCCCUGUACGUACCAGCAGGCUGAAAACCCAAGUUACUGACAAUUAUGUAUCCGUAAUAAAAAGGCGUUUUCUUUUUGCAAACGGG